CCGCCUCCACCGGAGGCGCGCUCCUACCGACCGACAGCAGUCUGUUUGCUGGACGCCUGCGGGCGGCGGCGAGACGUCCGUGAACACUCAGCCAGCCGAACACGUAGCUUUCCUCCCUCUCUCCUGGCGGCAGCGACCUGCUCCACCAGUCCGGGCUGAACCUCCAACUCCGGAGCACACAACAUGGACUGCAUGAAGCUGUCCGAGUACCAGGCCAAAGUUUUGGAGGACAAUUUUAAGGGCAAGUAUCCUGACGACACGACGCUCAUGCUGGUCGCCGCCGAGUGUGGACUAUCGGAGGAAGAAACGCAGAAAUGGUUCAGGCUGCGCACGGCUCAGUGGCGCCAAUCGGAGGGUCUUCCAGCUCAACUGGGCUCUGUGUUGGAUUGAGACCCACCCCCAAAUCGUCAUUCCAGCCCUACCAAUUCCUUUUUGGACCUAUCUUCUGGAACUUUAUCUCUUUCUUCUGCCUCUUUUUAUUUUGUGUAUGAAGCUGUUUGAACUUACAUCAAUGUAUAGGUGCUCGAGUGACUAUGUAUAACCAACGCGUUUACGUGAAGUGACAGAUUGUUAAUAAAUUAGGCAUUAAAAUGUCUA
Molecule: messenger RNA, 597 nt
Organism: Syngnathus acus (greater pipefish)
Lineage: Eukaryota; Metazoa; Chordata; Actinopteri; Syngnathiformes; Syngnathidae
Gene: hopx
Product: HOP homeobox
Exons: 2
Coding region: 184-390 (68 amino acids)
Biological process (GO): cell differentiation; regulation of transcription by RNA polymerase II
Cellular component (GO): nucleus
Molecular function (GO): DNA binding
Source: RefSeq, a predicted model, not a curated record